GGCUGCACCGUGAGGACCCCAAGAUGGCCGCGGCCACCGUUACCGGGCCCAUUGCGGUGAGAAGAAGCGCGCUGCUCGUGCUCGCGCUCGCGCUGACGCUCCACCGCGCGCACGCGGCUGCCAAGGGGGUCUCCGCGAGCCUUAAUGCUAAGUGGCCGGCGACCCCCUUCCUGUUGGAGACCAGCGAGUUCAUUGCAGAAGAUGGCAAUGAGAAAUUCUGGCAGUUUGUUGACACCGUGAAGGAACUGACUGUGUACAAGAAUGGCGAGUCUGUUCGCUCUUAUUACAACCUGAUCAUCAAGAAGGCUGCCCAGUUUGUGAGUGAUUUGCAAGUGAGCCUCCUGAAAUUUGCUCUGUCCUUGAGAUCUUACUCGCCUACUGUCCACGCCUUUCAACAGAUAGCUAGCAAUGAGCCCCCACCUGAGGGCUGCUCCGCCUUUGUGGUCAUCCAUGGCCACCACGCCUGCAGCACCAAGGAUGUGAAGAAGCUCCUGAAGACGGCAUUAGACAGGCCAAGGCCGUACCUGUAUAAAAGUGAUCACAAGUACCCUGGAGCCAAUUCCACCGAUGUCCCGGUUGCCAUUCUUUAUGCGGAAAUUGGCACAAAGAAGUUCAAUACCCUGCACAAGGUGCUGUCUGAGAAGGCUGAUGAAGGCAAACUUACCUAUGUACUGCGCCACUUUGUCAAGGAGACAAAGCCAGAGAAGUUGCGUCUUUCUGGCUACGCUGUGGAACUGGCCAUUAAAAGCACAGAGUACAAAGCUGUGGAUGACACGCGGGUCAAAGAUGCCAAACCUACUGUGACUGCGGAGGAAGAUGAUGAUGAUGAAGUUCAGGGUUUUCUGUUUGGGAAAUUGAAGAAAUCGUAUCCGGAGCUGCAGGAUCAUCUCAUAGAUCUCCAGAAACACCUGCUGGAGAGCAGCAAUGACAUGGCACCACUCAAAGUGUGGGAAAUGCAAGACUUGAGCUUCCAAGCAGCCUCCAGGAUUAUGUCAGCGUCAAAGUUUGAUUCACUAAAACUGAUGCGAGACGUCAGCCAGAACUUCCCCAUCAAGGCCAGAUCGCUGACGAGAGUGGUGGUAAACCAUGAAAUGAGGAAGGAAAUUGAGGGAAAUCAGAAGGUUCUGAGCGAGACCCUGGGGAUUCACCCGGGAGAAGCUGGUCUGUUUAUCAAUGGACUCCACAUCGAUCUUGACGUCCACACCCCCUUCAGCAUUUUGGACACUAUCAAGGGAGAAGGAAAGAUCUUGGAAGGCCUCCACAACCUGGGAAUCAAGGGGGAGGAGCAGGCAAAGUUUCUCCGCUUACCUGUGCAUCCCAUAGAGGAGAGCUAUGCUCUCGACAUCCGCAAUCCUGCAAUAAUGUGGGUCAACGACAUUGAGAUGGAUCACAUGUAUCGCAGCUGGCCCUCCAGUAGCCAGGAACUUCUCAGGACCACCUUCCCAGGGGUGAUCCGCCAGAUACGACGGAACUUCUUCAACUUGGUACUCUUUUUGGAUCCGUGUCAUGAGGACAGUGGAGAGCUAGUGAAGCUCGCGGAACUCUUCUAUUCACACACAAUCCCACUCAGAAUAGGGUUUGUAUUCGUGGUCAACAUGGACGACCGUGUUGAUGGGACCAUUGAUGCGGGAGUGGGUUUUGUCAGAGUGCUGAACUACGUGACUGAAGAGUAUGACUUUGCACAAGCCUUUGCAUCCAUGGUGUCUAUAUACAAAAAAGUGGAGGAGGGACAGGUGCUGUCUGCUGGUGAUGUGGCCUCCUACCUCAAGAAAAAAUUCCCUAAAGCCAGUGUUGCCAAAAUCCUCGGACCUGACUCCAUCUAUGAUGACAAGAGAAAGGCUGGAAGAGCGUUUUACAGGAAGACUGGGCUGGGGUCCCUGCCUGUGGCUCUCUUCAAUGGGGUCCCGCUCAGUAGUGAAGAGAUGGACCCUGAGGAGCUAGAGACUGUUUUGCUUCAGCGCAUCAUGGACAGCACCUCCUUCUUCCAGAGGGCCGUCUUCAUGGGCCAGUUGACUGAUGACAUGGAUGUGGUGGAGUUCCUCAUGGAGCAGGCCAAUGUGGUGCCACGAAUCAACCCGCUUGUCCUAAGUCCACUCAGAAGGUACCUGGAUUUCACUUCGUCCCCAGUUGUUGACGACUGGAAGGACCCAAACACAUUCUCCUACCUGGAUUCCAGAGACCAAAGUGCUGUCAUCGCCACCAGAGUGAAGUACAUCAGUAAGAGUGAUGAGGAUACCAUCUAUGGAGUGACCAUCUGGGUGGUUGCAGACUUUGACUCGGCCCCAGGCAGGCGACUGCUGCAGGCUGCUCUCAAGCACAUGAAGUCCAGCCCUAAUGUGCGUGUCGGCGUGAUCAGCAAUGCAGGUGCCAAGCUGACUGAGGUCAACACGGUCAUCACACGAGCUAUCUGGGCCUCACUCCACACACAGAGGAGCAAGGAAACAUUCAGCUUUUUGCAGAAGAUCCUCAAAGAGGAGAAUACCAAGCAGCUUGACCAAGGAGCCAAGAUGAGGGAUUUUCUGGUGCAGGGCAUGAACAGUGACACCUUCGAGAAGAAGUACAACACCAUAGGUGUGGAAUUUCUGCACAGCCAGCGCCUCUUCUGCCAGAAUGUCCUCAAGCUGACAUCUGGACAGCAGGCCGUGGUCAUCAAUGGCAGGAUUCUGGGGCCUUUUGAGGAGGAGUUUGAACUAGAGGACUUCCACCUGCUGGAGAAGAUCACUCUCAGCGCUUCAGCUGAGAAGAUCAAAGGGAUGGUCAAAUCGAUGGGACUGAUGGCAAAGCAGGCCAGUGACCUGGUUAUGAAGGCACAUGCUCUGCUGACAGCUGCCCCCAGAGUUGAAUCCCGAAGGGAAGUUAAGUUUCCCAAAGACAAACUGAGUGUACUCCAUCUCUCUCCUCGACCAGAUGAAGUAUUCUAUGAUGUGGUGGCCGUUGUGGACCCUCUAACGAGAGAGGCCCAGAAGAUGUCUUCUCUACUGAUUGUGCUCAGCCAAGUGAUUAACAUGAAGCUCCAGGUUUUCAUGAACUGCAGGGCCAAGCUCUCUGAGAUGCCCCUAAAAAGUUUCUACCGUUUUGUUCUAGAGUCAGAUGUUAUGUUCCUGGCCAACGACACUGUGUCCCCUGGUCCAUUGGCCCGCUUCACAGAGAUGCCCGAGUCACCCCUCCUUACGCUUAACAUGAUCACCCCUGAAAGCUGGAUGGUUGAGGCUGUCCGGAGCUCUUAUGACUUGGACAACAUUCACCUUCAAGAGGUGAGCAGCGUGGUAAUGGCCGAGUACGAACUGGAGUAUCUGCUUCUGGAGGGACACUGCUUUGAUCAGUCAACAGGACAGCCACCCCGUGGCCUGCAGUUCACCCUGGGGAUGACUCGUGAUCCCCUUAUGCAGGAUACUAUUGUCAUGGCUAACCUGGGCUACUUCCAGCUGAAGGCCAACCCUGGAGCUUGGAUACUGAAACUGCGCAAGGGGAGGUCUGAAGAGAUCUAUCAGAUCCUUGCUCACGAUGGCACAGACUCUCCUGCUGAUGCUGAUGCUGGUGAUGUCAUCGUGGUUCUCAACAGCUUCCAUAGCAAGAUCAUCAAAGUCAGGGUGCAGAAAAAGCCCGACAAAACAGACGAAGAACUGCUCAGUGAUGGAAAAGAGACAAAAGGUCUCUGGGAGUCCAUGCGAAGUGUGUGGAGGUCUUUAGAGAGCAGCAUCACAGGUCAGCCAACCUCCGAGGAGGCAGAGAAGAAGGAGGACGUUCUCAAUAUCUUCUCUGUGGCUUCAGGACAUCUGUAUGAGCGUUUCUUGAGAAUCAUGAUGCUGUCCGUCCUCCGGCAUACCAAAACGCCUGUCAAGUUCUGGUUCCUCAAGAACUACCUCUCGCCUUCUUUCAAGGAGUCCAUUCCCCACCUUGCAGAGGCCUACGGCUUCCAGUACGAGUUGGUGCAGUACAAGUGGCCGCGUUGGCUGCACCAGCAAACGGAGAAGCAACGCAUUAUCUGGGGCUACAAGAUCCUCUUCCUCGAUGUUCUCUUCCCUCUGGCUGUAGACAAGAUCAUCUUUGUGGAUGCUGACCAGAUUGUCAGGGCAGACCUGAAGGACCUCCGUGAUCUGGAUCUACAGGGUGCCCCGUACGGUUAUACCCCAUUCUGUGACAGCCGCAAAGAAAUGGAGGGGUACCGCUUUUGGAAGUCUGGGUAUUGGGCCUCACAUCUGGGCAACAGAAAGUACCACAUCAGUGCCCUGUAUGUAGUGGACUUGAAGAAGUUCCGGAAGAUAGCGGCCGGAGACCGACUUCGUGGCCAAUACCAGGCUUUGAGCCAGGACCCCAACAGCCUGUCCAACCUGGACCAGGAUUUGCCCAACAACAUGAUCCACCAGGUGGCGAUAAAAUCCCUUCCGCAGGAGUGGCUGUGGUGCGAGACCUGGUGUGACGAUGCUUCAAAGGCAGCUGCCAAGACGAUCGACUUGUGCAACAACCCCAAAACCAAAGAGCCCAAGCUGGCAGCUGCCGUGAGGAUCGUGCCUGAGUGGGCAGAGUAUGACCACAAGAUCAAGGAGCUGCUGAAGAAGAACUCUGGGAAACCGCAGAGCCGGACAGAAGCGCCGCAGGGCAGAGGAGGUGUUCGGCGGGAUGAACUUUAGCAUCCUAUCAGCGCAGAGAUGAAAGAAAAUGAACUUGAGCUGAGUCCUUCCUGUCCCUUCGUGACGAUCGCUGCUGCUCGAAGAUGAAUACGAUUCAUGAACGUUGCCAGGAAAGUAUUGUUUCUCAAGUUGUGAGAAGGUCAAAGUUUAUGCAAGACAAAAUGCAAGUUAUAAAUGUUUCAUACAAUCAUCUGGUCAAAUGUUAGAGAGUCAACAAUAAGUAUUUUGAACCCUUUCAUUCUGGAGUAUACUGUUAAGAGCUUCAAGGCGCUGUGCAUAAGCCAGUAUUUAUUAAACGAAGUGUGCCAAGGAGCACAAAGGCUUGAAGAGGAACUGUUGUAAUCAUGUGUGAGCUAUUUGUACUUUGUACAAGUGCUGAUUUACUGAUUUUAUCCUAGUUCAGUAUUUUUUUUUUUCUUUUUGAAAAGUGAGAAAUAAUUGCACUGUUAUAUAAAUAUUGACAGGCAUGCAACACUAUUCAUCUCCUCAGUUUGAUCCAUUCCUGAAAUGAUUUCAUGAAUUCCAAGUGUCUGUUGGUGGAAGAAGAAGCUGAUAAUUUUAAAUGUUUAUAUUGUUUUAUUUUUAAUUAUAAUGACUGUAUGUUAAAUACCAAGGCAGGUCUGUGUUUUUACCUGUUUAUUAUUUUUAGUUUAAUACGCUUUGUUUAAACGCCUGAGUUUAAAGGAAGUGCAUUUGGGUGGAAUUAUGUCUUCGUAAUUUUUCUUAUGGACUGGAGACUUUCCUUAGACCAGUUUUUUAAUGGUCUAUUGAUGCUUUGGGCCCGCUGCGCUGGGAAGGCUUGUACUCCUCGCAGAAUUUUCAUUUAUGAAGUAAACUUUUCCGGAAAGAUACACUAAAAGCCAACACUGUGACCAAAAAGCAGCUUUGUCACUAAUGGCAUACACUACAGGAGGCUGCUGGAGUACUGUGGCAUAUCUGCAUACUUUUAAAUGUCCUUUGUUCUUUAAACUGUGGUGUACGUCCUGUCGGAAACAGCGAAGCCCUUUAUAUCUCACCCUUUUUAGGCUUGGUACCAGCCAAUUAAAGCCAUUUUGUCGUCUGUCUCCAGUCGCCGUGUGAGGAAAGGCUCUGGGCCUCGGUCACAUCGUUCUUACUUGGCUGGUUAUUUUGGUCCUCGUGACGGCGGGGCCCCGUGCGUCUUUGCAUACAUCCGUGUGUCAUGUAUUAAGAUGCUGUGGGGAAAAGUGGGACACGCUCAGUCACCUCCUUUGUAAGACCGCGCUUGUUUGCCUUGAAGUUUUUAAAGAAG
Messenger RNA from Scleropages formosus (Asian bonytongue), 5901 nucleotides. RefSeq names its product UDP-glucose glycoprotein glucosyltransferase 2 (gene uggt2). The coding region runs from base 24 to 4631 and encodes 1535 amino acids. The transcript has 41 exons. NCBI's taxonomy places the organism in Eukaryota, Metazoa, Chordata, Actinopteri, Osteoglossiformes, Osteoglossidae. Gene Ontology annotation, molecular function: UDP-glucose:glycoprotein glucosyltransferase activity. Gene Ontology annotation, cellular component: endoplasmic reticulum. The record is from RefSeq and is a predicted model, not a curated record. Gene Ontology annotation, biological process: ERAD pathway.